CAAAAUGAACAAUGCGCUGAAUGAUACUAGGACUUUUAUUUCGGUUUUAUAUAGUGGUGACUUUCAAAUCAUCGUUUAUUCAAAAUACUGUGUACAAUUAUUGGCUAAGCUUCUAAAUCUUGCAGGAAAGCAACAUGCUUUAUAUAUGAACAUUUGAGAAUAUCAAAAUACUUGUUUAGUAGAAAUAAACGAGUACAAAUACUUUAGAUAUUAACGUGUGUAGGGUUAACGAUCGUUAACCGUCGUUAGACAAGUGCAAUGUCCAACUUCCGAUAAAACAAAAAUGUCAAUCUAAUGACGGAUUCGCGAUUAAAUAUUUUGACUAACCAUUCGAAAGUAGAUUCCGUCGUAUGAAUAGACUUUUCCUGGCAUCAACGCAUGGUGCAAAAUUUGUAUGAUAAUGCGGGAAAAAUCCGUUUAACAGGAAUCUUUCUUCGUGACGUUUAAUAAAACGAUUUGAUAAUCCAUCGAAGAAGAGAAAUGGCCGACGAGAACGGGAGAAAAGCAGACGAAGAGUUAUAUACGUGGAUUUCAACGAUACCAUUUUCAAAGCCAACAAAAAAUUUAAACAGAGACUUUUCAGAUGCCGUUAUGAUGGCGGAAAUUCUCAAAGUAUAUUAUCCCCGUUACGUUGACCUUCACAAUUACGCACCAGCUAACUGUCUAAGCACGAAGAAAGAAAAUUGGAGUUUACUGAACCGAAAAGUACUCAGUAAAAUUGACAUGAAAUUAAACAAAGAUACAAUUCAUCACAUUGCAAAUUGUCAGUCAGGAGCCAUCGAAAACGUGUUAUUAGAAUUACGGAAUAAGGUGUUGAAGAAUUCCGAGUAUCAGAAUUCUUCGAAUACUUCCGGCGAUGAUAAGGAAAAAGAUCUAGCUGAUGCAGGCAAAAACGAGAACAGUGCAAAGAUCAUAACGUCAGAAAAAUUACCGUGUUGUGCUGAUCAAUUAACUUUAAAUAUCGAGUCAACAAAAUCGACACUCGCUCGCGUCAGGGAAAAAUUUCUUGUCAUUCUGCGGUGGCUGAUCGGUUGGUUCUUCGUUUGGAAUUACUUUUCGAGAAUCAAACUUCCAUCGUUAAAAUUUUAUUUCCGAAGUUCAAGAAAUAAAAAUGUCGAGUCAUUUAAACCUGAAAAAAUAUUAGCGAACGACGACGGGAGAGAGACUAUUUCUCGUCAAGUUUGCGCGCAAUUAAGACAAGAACUACGCGAGAAGGAUGACGUUAUUUGCACCUUAAAUCACAAACUUGCAUACCUCGAGAGCGCAAUGAAGCUUCAAGAUCUGCGUAUAUCCAACCUGACAUCGCAAAUCUUGCAAAACGCCGUGGAAUUCGAGCAGCUCGGAAAAAUGCAGGCGAGCAACGACCAGCAAGCCAAGUCCCGACUCCGAUCACAAAUCAUUCGGGAAAAAGUGAAAAUCGAAGUAUAAUGUCCGUGAACUUAAAUAAAUCCUCGAUUGUCGCUGC
Megachile rotundata (alfalfa leafcutting bee) is the source of this 1465-nucleotide messenger RNA. RefSeq lists its product as uncharacterized. Gene Ontology annotation, cellular component: axoneme. Gene Ontology annotation, molecular function: microtubule binding. The record is from RefSeq and is a predicted model, not a curated record. Gene Ontology annotation, biological process: regulation of cytoskeleton organization. NCBI's taxonomy places the organism in Eukaryota, Metazoa, Arthropoda, Insecta, Hymenoptera, Megachilidae.